Diorhabda sublineata is the source of this 2907-nucleotide messenger RNA. RefSeq names its product tRNA N(3)-methylcytidine methyltransferase METTL6. The record is from RefSeq and is a predicted model, not a curated record. NCBI's taxonomy places the organism in Eukaryota, Metazoa, Arthropoda, Insecta, Coleoptera, Chrysomelidae. Bases 34 to 840 code for a protein of 268 amino acids. The transcript is spliced from 4 exons.
CCAAGCAUCUGUCGAAGAGUAAAGUUGGAAUCAAUGGAGGAUGAUUUUUCGGAACAUUCAAAAACGUUAUCCCCUGCGGAUAAAGAAAAACUUGAAAUUCAAAAUAGUCGUUUAAUUAGCGAACAUAAAGCAAAAAUGCUUGAAUUAGAAGCUCGAAAACAUUGGGAUUUAUUUUAUAAAAGGAACGAAAAUAGGUUUUUCAAAGAUCGGCAUUGGACCACGAGAGAAUUUCAAGAUCUAAUAAACGACGCUGGAACAUCGAAAAGGAUUUUAUUUGAAAUAGGGUGUGGCGUUGGGAAUUUUAUAUUCCCAUUACUAGAGGAAAAGUUGAAUUUCGAUGUUAUAGCGUGCGAUUUUUCAUCUAAAGCCGUGGAAAUUUUAAAAAACGAUCCGAAAUACGAUCCUAACUCGAUUAAGGCUUUCCAAUGCGAUAUAACCACGCCAGACGUUUUUUCUAUAAUCCCGAUAAACAACGUGGAUAUAGCAACUUUAAUAUUCGUUUUAUCGGCGAUACAUCCUAACAACUUCCACCAAACUCUACGGAAUAUCUACGAUCUUCUAAAACCUGGAGGUGUGUUGUUAUUCAGGGAUUACGGUUUAUACGACAUGGCGCAGUUGAGAUUCAAAGCCGGUCAUAAGAUUUCCGAUAAUUUCUAUAUGAGACAAGAUGGGACGCGUUCGUAUUAUUUUUCGGUGGAUUAUAUAGGAAGUUUGUUGAAAAAAAGUGGAUUUGAAGUUAUUUCCAAUUGUUAUAUUCACAGAAGAACGGUUAAUAGGAAGGAUAACAUCGAUGUUCCUAGGAUUUUUGUGCAAUGUAAGGCGGUGAAGCCGUUUGGAUGAAAAAAAAAAUAAUGGUUAUCAAGAAAUGGGGCAGUACUCAACGCUUUCCAAGAAGUUUGAAAAUGGUAAGUGCUUUUAAUGAACCAAAUUGUAUUGAAACCAAAAAUUUUGUUACGCUCCUGUUUAAAUACAAUGACAUUUGAAACGUCUUGAUGAAAGUUAGGUUAAGUUAUAGAGCAAUUUGACAUUAUGUCAAAAUGUCCGCCGUGGGGUAAACAAAUGCUGUUUCCUGAAGUUUUUGUGUGGUUUUUGAACUUUUUCAAUUUUUAAAUUGUAAUUUCCAUUUUUUGUAAAAUUGCUUCUUGUUGGUAUUGGUAUUGAAAGAAACUCUAAAUUUUUUCUUUCUCUCUAUUUUGCUUAGUCUAGACAUAAACUUUUAACUGUAUUAAUUUCCCAAAAACAAAUCUAAAAAGUAUCUGGAACAUCGUGAAGUAAUAAUACAAAACAACUAUCACUAGAGGAAAAAACAGGUACAUAUGAGAAAAUUGUUUACCCCACUGCCGCCAUUUUGGCAUAGAUCAGCUGUUUUCUUAAGGUUGUCUAAUUGGUAGUUUGUAAAAAAGGAGAAUUGAUAAAAUGACUCAACCCAACUUUUAUGUGUCAGAUUGAGUUGAACAGGGGCGUAAAACAAUUUUUGGAGGUUGUAAUAGUGAAUAAAAGAAUAUUUAGAAAUAGUAUUAAAAAAACAUUUAUGAUAACUUCUACACCAAGAUAUGAUUAAAAAAAAUGAUUUUUCUAUCAACAUGCACUACCAACUGAGAGUAUUUUUCACUCAAAUUGUUUGAAGAAAAAAAAUAUCAAUUUUUGUUCAAAAUUUACCUUUUUUUUUUUUCAUUUUUGUAGGUUUCCGAUAGUUGGUACAGUUGGUUCGAGAUUAUAAUAUAAAUUGUAAGUUCAAUGUUUUUUUUCUAAUUUGAAAUUUCGAACAAUUUUGAAGAAAAAACCAUUUUUUUGUUCCUUUCUCCUUGUCUUUUCUUCCAGAUUAACUUUUAUCCUGUCUUCAUCUUUUUUUUCUCUAUAUGCUCAUCUUAUGUUUCCUAUUUAUCCAUUUUGCUUUUAUUUAAUUUUUUCUGCUUCAUUUUCCUUAUACAUUUUCUCCCAUAUUCACUUUUUCUCUUUCAUAUCCCUUUACCUCAUGUUUUAUCUUAUAUUUAACCAUGUUUUUCCUUUUUUGUUCAUUUUCUUCUGUAUUCCCACUUUUCUGUUCCAUUUUCCUAGUUUUAUCUUCUAUAUUCCUUUAUUUGUAUACAUUUAUCUUCUUCGGUCUCUCCUUUUUCUAAAUUUCCUUUUUUUUUUUUUUAAUUAAUACAUGAUGAAUUCAUAGUUCAAAUGAAUCGAAGUGAUUACAAAUUUUUAUUUUGUCUUUCGCUCCUAUCUGAUAAAAUUUUCUUGAUAAUUCAAUUUUUGUUUUGUAUUUCGUUCACACAAUUCAACUUUAUUUUGUAAUUUUUUCAGGGUAAACUGCCCCUCAAUAUCAACAUUAUCGAAACGGAAUUUUAGCAAAAGGUACAUCGUUUUUUAUUUAAUUCAACAAUGUUUUUCUCAAUUAUUACAACGAUUUUUUAAUUUUUCCCUAGAUCUAGGUAAAUCUGAAUGUUGUUCGUAUGUUGUGAUUAGUCAAAUUUCCCUAGAACUGGGAAAAAGUUAAUUUCUAGCGUUUAUGUAUGAUGAAUUCAUAGUUCAAAUGAACCGAAAUGAUUACAGAUUUACAUUUUGUCUUUCGCUCCUAUCUGAUUUUUAUAAAUAAAAUAUUUUUUUUUUAAAUUUGAGCUAUAGAAUAGUAAUGAUCGAAUUUUUUUUACAGGAUGUUUCGAAAUCGUGUCAAAGAAAAAAUGAGGUGAGAUUUUUUUAACAAAAUUCCAACUUUUCAAAUAUUAUUUUUCCAAUAUGAUGAUGGGCAUGCACCACUCUUAUAUGUCUAUGCAGAAAACCAUGCCAUUAGUCUGAAUUCGUUUAUUUAUUUACCAAAAAUAUUUUAGGCAUAGAACGUAUUAUACCCUGUAUAUUUUUUUCAUUUCAGAUCCUCCGGAAAUACAAGAAGUUUAAUAAAAAAACUUGUUUUAAUGA